Molecule: messenger RNA, 2623 nt
Organism: Capsaspora owczarzaki ATCC 30864
Lineage: Eukaryota; Filasterea; Ministeriida; Capsasporidae
Exons: 6
Coding region: 117-2558 (813 amino acids)
Biological process (GO): positive regulation of Rho protein signal transduction
Molecular function (GO): guanyl-nucleotide exchange factor activity
Source: RefSeq, a predicted model, not a curated record
UUUUUACUUUCAAUCCCAAAGCAGUAGCAGCCACUCAACCCAAGCAACCCCAAAACGCCCAACCAACCACACUUGCACCCCUUGCUUCCUUUUGUCUCCUCCAAACACAACAAGCCAUGCAGGAGCCCGACGUUGCGCUCGGGUUUGACCCGUUUGCAGACGACGCGCUCGGCCGCAAGGUGACCCGGCAGCAUUCAGUGCGGCGGCUGCAGAAGCGCCAGUUCUCGCCGGCCGACCACGUCGUGUCCUCGGGCCAUCUCGCGCCCCAGCACGGCGACGCGCGCACCAAGGAGCUCCAGCAGCAAGAGGACGAAGACCGCGCCGCACAGCUCAAGGAAGCGCUCAAUGACGCCAAUCUAUCAGACAAGGAACUCGAGGACCAACUCUGGGCCAAGGCGAUCGACUUUGAGUCCUUCACGUACUUGCCGCCAAGCGAACGCAAACGGCAGGAAAUCAUGGUCGAAAUCAUUCUGACAGAGCGCUCGUACAUUCGCGACCUGGAAGUCGUCAACGACGUGUUUAUCGAGCCCAUUCGUGCGAAAGAGCUCCUCUCCAAGUACGAGAUCAGCUCCAUCUUUGCCAACAUUCAAGACCUGCUGCCCAUGCACUGGAAUUUGCUCAACGCGCUGCUGUCCUCGCUCGAAGCCGACCCUGCCGACCGCGCGAUUGGUCGCAUCUUUCUUGACCACCUAACUGCCGUCUCCAAGGAGUACGGAACUUAUAUUUCCAACCGCCACAAUGCCGAGCGCGUUCUGCUUGCGCACAAGCGAUCCAACAAGCAGUUUGCCGCAUUUUUGGAGGAAUGCCAAUUGAACGCCAGUUGCCGCAAGUUGGCCUUGCAGUCGUUUUUGGCAGCACCCUUCCAGCGCAUCACCCGGUACCCGCUGCUGCUGCGAUUGUUGGUCAAUACCACCAAAGCUGGACACCCGGACUUUCCCAAUGUCCUUGCCGCCAUCGAUAGCUUUUCCCAGAUUGUCUCUGCCACCGAGAGCAAAACCCAAAAGGCCGAGAGCAUUCAGCGGUUAAUGGAGGUGCAUGCUGCGAUUGACUGGCAUUCCGUCCCCAUUCCCAAGGACUGGACAUUAGUCACAGCAAGUCGGCGAUUGCUAUUCGAAGGCCCGUUGUUGCGUCGUCGCGAAGGCCGUAAACCGCAAGAAGUCACCGUUUUCUUGUUUAACGACGUGAUAAUCAUCACUCGGCCACGGAAGGACAAGUUAGAGCUCGUUGCUGCCCCAAUAUCGCUUCGGGAUGUUCUUGUGCAUGACGGUUCGCGGCAAGGCGGCACUUCCAGCGAGUUGCUUCCGAAUGGCGGUCUAGUGUCUCAAUCUUCCUCCACGUCGUUAAGCGCCUCUGCCACACCGUCGAGCGGUAGCCCAACCUCGUCGUCCACCAACAGCACCCCGCCUGCUUCACCAAAGACGGCGGCCGCCAAGAUAUCUGCGACCUUCCGAAGACACAGCUUCCGAAAUUUCGUCAAGAUGGGCGGAGGCGCCAGUGGCGGCACGGUGGGCCCUCAGACCAUGCACAAGUCUCCUUCCAGGGAUCGUGAGUUGGCGACAAUCUUUACCGGGGCGACAUCGAGCACGCUCAAGACCAUCCAUCGGCGAUCGGCGGGCAGUCCUGUCGACCUCGCGCCGAUCGCCCUCACUGCUGCCGAACAAGCUGACUUUGACGCGGCGAUUGCGCCAGCCGAUGCCGGCUCACCACAAUCCGUCAGUCGGACCAGCAGCGUGGGGAAUGGCGACUACCGCAAAACACGGAGCGACAGUACCGACAGCAGCGGCGCUGGGUCGCACAGCAAGGAGACGUCGACCUCCACGGAAAACAUGGGUGAUGAGCGAUCGCCUGGGCUCUUGGGCCAGUCUGUCUCUGACCCGACAGGUUCCUGUGUGCCUCUGUCCACCGCGGCCAAGGCGUUGGUGCUGCCGUCGCUGAACGAGCAAACCGUGCUCUGCCUUGCUGGCAACACUCCGGACGAAGUGACGGCCAUGUCCAACCAGGACCAGGGAGGCGAUGACACGCCACCGCGCUUCCGAACCGAGUCGCUCCCCGAGAAGCGCAAGGGAGCGGUCAAGCGCUGGACGUCCGAGGUUUCGUCGCUCACCGCCAAGCCAACCCUUCGCCAACGGCUGCUUUCCAGCAACAAGCCCGCCCCAACAACGCGCGGUGUCUUCCAGUUGGUUCACGUUGGUUGCGCCAUCCACGAGUUUGAGGCUGCGUCCGAGUUUGACAAGACCAACUGGAUUAAGCACAUUGAGGUCGCCUUCAAUAGCAUUUUUUCGCAACGCCGCCCCCAGUCCGGCUUUGACACCAGUCGCGCUCUGUCCGCCAGCCGCGAGUCUCUCAACCAAUCGCUCGCAUCCACCUCUGCGUCCACCCUGCCCGAGCUGCAGGAUCAACCAGCCUCGCCCUCGAGCUCGACCGGGUCACAUUCCGUGUCACACACGAUGAAACCAUCGCGAAGCGUUACCGGUCUGGCCCAGCACGCCACGUCCAACGAUGCCGCGGACUCUCCUAUCGGUCGUCGUGCGGCCUCCAUUGACAACCUCGCUAGUUGAGUGGUAGAGUUUAUUUCAGCAUUUUCGGGACCCGAUGAUGGCUGAUUGGUAUUUUUUUUUUUUUU